AUCGAGUGAGGCGGAAGUAGCCCUUAGGUCGAUUUUAUAUAGAUGUCGUAAACCGGAGACGCGCGAAUGCAGCCGACCGCCAAUGGUGACCCUAGUCACGACGAAGUCGAUAAGCCAUUGGACGACCGUGACGCUCGCAGAUGGCAGUAGUUGCGCGAUCAGCAUAUUUUUCACAAAUUUGAAAUUCAUCAAUGACUGUCGAGUUCUACGAGGAGUAAUUUUUAAUACUGCUUUUUUUUAGUAAUGUUGUUUAAUUACAAAACGUAUUUAUUCUCGCGAAAAUGUGUUCACACUAUGUUUAAUAAUUCAAGAUUUUAAUAAUAUAAAUUAAUGUAACUCUUAUUUAACAUCGACACCACUGGCACUUUUAACAAAUCCGUAUAACGAUAUAUAGCCUAAUAUAACGCGGUACUCCCGCGCAACUUCGUGUUCCGAGGAAAGUGAAAAUUAUUUAUAACAUAUAUAUCGUCUGUUUUUUUAUUUAAUUAAAAUUCUCGAAAUAAAAUGAAUACGCAAAGUACUACUCCAAGUGAAACGAACACAAACCAGAAGUGGACUACUUUGGAGCUUACUGGACUCGUAGAAGAUGAGGAUUCCCAUGUGUACUUUCAAAGGACCACCAAACACCUCGCGUCAUCCAUAUCAUUUUAAUGAUGUGCGAAAAGCUUUGAACAGCAUUUUAGAUUCCUUUCGGAAUACAUACGACAGAGAUUUGGAAGGCUUUGUGCUUGACUUCAAAAAGCCCAAGUUGCUUAGCAAUCUAAGAUAUACAUUUUAUGAUUCCCCCUUCAUUCACGUUGAUGUGGAAGCAGACUUUUAUUUAUUCCGACCAACAGUUGGAUGCAUUUUAAAAGGUAUAGUGAAUAAAACAGGUGCGGAUCAUGUUAUAAUGCUGGUACAUAAAAUGUUUACUGUAUCCAUUCCAAAACAAUACAACAUGGAAGAAUGGCCAGGUGAUAAGGUAGAAGUUGGCCAGCAAAUUAGAUGCCACCUAACAGAAAUAAAUGAAUGGAGUAAGUUUCCUUUUAUUUGUGGUACUUUGAAGUCGGACUACUUAGAAGGCUGCAGAUUGCUGGAGAGUAUGAUUUAUCCACAAUGUGAUUGAUGCCGAUUUAGAUACUAGCUUCUGUAUCUAGAGUCAAUGGAGAUGGAGAGAACACAAUCAAUAAUUUUCCUUGUGAAAGUUCGGAUGAAGAACGAAAUUUUCAUGGUCCUUUGGUUUCCUUCUUCUUUCUUCCCCAGGACUAUCAUUUACAUCACUGAUAUCCUCUUCCUUUUUAAUCCAUGCAGAUUUCAAAUAUGAGUCUCUAGAUUUUGUAUGUUUCGUUGAAAUAUUUUUCUUUUCUUUGCCAGAACUGUUCGCAGUACUACAUACGUCUUCGCUACUGUCAAUUUAAGAUAUAGACAUCAAUGUACAGUAUUCGAAAAAAUUGUUACGUGUAUAAUAAUAAUUGUUAUUUGUUUUUGUAUAUAGACACAAUAUUUCAGAAAAUUAACAAGUCGCUUCAUGCAUUUUUGUAUAGACACAUUUAUUGUCGAUAUUUUCUAAUAUAUUCCAUAUUAUAAUGUUUGCACGUUCAAGUUUAUAUAAUAUGUAUAUAUUAGAAAUAUAUGCAUAUUUAUACGAAUAUAACAAUUAUCAAAACUUACAACUACGUCAUGAUGCAGAUUAUAAUAAAUACACAUAAUAUGUAUGUACAAAUUAUGAUGUUUAUGCAAAAAAAAGAUCUAACUAUCUA
Messenger RNA from Ooceraea biroi (clonal raider ant), 1739 nucleotides. Its product is annotated as DNA-directed RNA polymerase I subunit RPA43. The record is from RefSeq and is a predicted model, not a curated record. NCBI's taxonomy places the organism in Eukaryota, Metazoa, Arthropoda, Insecta, Hymenoptera, Formicidae. Gene Ontology annotation, cellular component: RNA polymerase I complex. Gene Ontology annotation, biological process: transcription elongation by RNA polymerase I; DNA-templated transcription initiation.